AUUUUUUUUCUUGGUACCAUGGGUUCGUCGGCUGGAUUGGAGGGUCCAUUCCAUUUCAAGCUCAGCAAUGGAGCUUCGAUCCCGGCGGUGGGUCUUGGAACUUGGCAAGCGGAGCCCGGUUUGGUUGGAAAGGCUGUGAAGACUGCCCUGGAAGUUGGCUAUCGUCAUAUUGAUUGUGCUAGCGUCUAUGGAAACCAGAAAGAGAUCGGCGAGGCCUUGAGCGAAGUUUUCAAAUCCGGGAUUGUCAAGCGCGAGGAUGUGUGGAUUACUUCUAAACUCUGGAACACCGACCAUGAUCCGGAGGACGUGCCAAAAGCGCUGGAGGCAACUCUCAAAGAUCUCCAGCUCGACUACUUGGAUCUCUAUCUCAUCCACUGGCCUAUUCGAUUCAAGAACAGCGUCCAAGGAAUGAACACAAGCCCCGAGAGCUUCAUCGCUCCAGACAUCCCGGGGACCUGGCGAGCGAUGGAGAAGCUCGUCGAUUCCGGCAAAGUCCGAGCGAUCGGCGUGAGCAACUUUUCCAGCAAGAAGCUCGAAGAUCUGCUCAACACCGCGAGGAUUCCACCCGCAGUGGACCAGGUGGAAUGCAAUCCACUGUGGCAGCAAAACAAGCUACGCCAGUUUUGCAAGUCCAAAGGAGUCCAUCUCUCGGGAUACUCGCCUCUUGGAUCGACAGGAACGAGUGUGCUCAGCGACCCGGUUGUCAAGGAGAUCGCCGAGAAGCUUGGAAAGUCCCCUGCACAGGUUGCUCUGAGAUGGGGGAUCCAAUCUGGAAACUCUGUUCUUCCCAAGAGCACCAAUGCCGACCGUCUCAAGUCCAACCUGGAGGUCUUCGAUUUCACCAUUGCAGAGGAGGACCUCCAAAAGUUCUCCAAGAUCUCCCAGAAACGGGGCAUGCCUGGGAAUGAAUGGGUGAACGACUCCACCAGUCCAUACAAGAGCGUCAAAGAGCUCUGGGACGGAGAAAUAUAAACCGCUGCAAGCUUUGCCACGCUGAUUUCU
Messenger RNA from Selaginella moellendorffii, 1002 nucleotides. Its product is annotated as aldo-keto reductase family 4 member C10. Gene Ontology annotation, molecular function: aldose reductase (NADPH) activity. The transcript is spliced from 7 exons. Lineage: Eukaryota; Viridiplantae; Streptophyta; Lycopodiopsida; Selaginellales; Selaginellaceae. Gene Ontology annotation, cellular component: cytosol. The record is from RefSeq and is a predicted model, not a curated record. The coding region runs from base 19 to 972 and encodes 317 amino acids.